This is a messenger RNA of Manis pentadactyla (Chinese pangolin), 7606 nucleotides long. RefSeq names its product TRIO and F-actin binding protein (gene TRIOBP). Gene Ontology annotation, cellular component: actin cytoskeleton. Gene Ontology annotation, molecular function: actin filament binding. The record is from RefSeq and is a predicted model, not a curated record. Gene Ontology annotation, biological process: positive regulation of substrate adhesion-dependent cell spreading; actin filament organization. Bases 1 to 6924 code for a protein of 2307 amino acids. Lineage: Eukaryota; Metazoa; Chordata; Mammalia; Pholidota; Manidae. The transcript is spliced from 22 exons.
AUGGAGGGGGUGUCUGGGCUUGCCCCCUGUGAACACUUUGAGGCCAGUGAGCUUGCCCAGAGCUGCUGUCAAAACUGCUUCCACCCUGAGGAGGCCCACAGAGCACGGCACCAGGAUCCCAGGAGCCCUCCAAGUGCUGAGGUACCCUACUGUGACCUGCCCCGCCGCCUGCCUGCACCUGAGGACCCACUCGGUGCUCCAACCUCCUGCUGCCAGUCCGUGGUGGGCCUGGGCUUCAGUCCAGGGCCUGAGAGGGGCCCGUUGGCAGAGCUUCCUGCCGAGGGCUCCAGAGCCGCCUCCAGGGGCAGGAGCCGGGAACCGGGGGCAGUGCCCUAUCUGGAGGGCCUGGCCUCCCCGCCGUGCAGCAGCUUCGACAAGGGCCCUGACUCUGGCCCCGGCUCCAGCCCUGACUGUGACACCCCUGAUGAUACCAGCAGCGCAUCCUCCACGAACUGGGACACUGACGAGAGGCGGGAGGAGGCCCCCGCCUGGGACGAGCUCACUGUGAUGAUCCCGAGGAAGCCCCAGGAGGGGCCAAGAGCUGACAGUGCCCAAAGGGCUCCACAUCUCCUCACCCAGCCCCCUGUAGGACGAGAUACUGCAGGCCAGAAAAAGGAGGACACUGCCAGUGGGAGCCGAAAUACUGGACAGCACUGGGCAAAGCUCCGGGGAGAAAGUGGGUACUUCUCCUUGGAGCGGCACCGGUCAGCGCUAAGCCAGGCUUCCUCCGCGACACCACAGAGUGGACCUCGAAGUGCCACCCACCAAGCCCCCUCUCUCCAUCGCUCUGCCCAAAAGGGAGUUAGCCAGACGGCUUCCACACAACCUGACACCCCCAAAGCCUCUUCCCACCGAGCCACCCAAUGGGAUACUCCCAGGACUUCGUCUGCCCAACAGGACACCCUCAGGACUUCUUCCACGCAGCAGAACACCCCCAGAGCAUCCUCCCCUGCAAGAAUCGCUCAAUGGGAUAGCCCCAGAACCUUGUCCACCCAACGAAACAAUCCUCAAAUUUCCUCUCCCCCCAGAGCCUCCCAACAGAACUCCCCCAGAACCUCUUCUACCCAACAGGACAACCCACAUACUUCUUUUCCUACUUGUGCUCCACAGCGGGACACCCCCAGAGCCUCCUGUGCCCAAAAGGAGAGUCCCAGAGCCCCCUCUCCCAACCGAACCUCCCAAAGGGACACCCCCAGAACCUUCUCCCCCAACCGGACCUCCCAAUGGGACACCCCCAGAGCCUCCUCUCCCAACCGGACCUCCCAAAGGGACACCCCCAGGACCUUCUCUCCCAACCGGACCUCCCAACAGGACACCCCUAGAACUUCCUCUCCCAACCCCAGAACUUCCUCUCCCAACCGGACCUCCCAACGGGACACCCCCAGAACCUUCUCCCCCAACCGAACCACCCAAUGGGACACCCCCAGAGCCUCCUCUCCCAACAGAACCACCCAACGGGACACCCCCAGAGCCUCAUCUCCCAACCGGACCUCCCAACGGGACACCCCCAGAGCCUCCUCUCCCAACCGGACCUCCCAACGGGACACCCCCAGAACCUUCUCCCCCAACCAAACCACCCAACGGGACACCCCCAGAGCCUCCUCCCCCAACCGAACCACCCAGCGGGACACCCCCAGGGCCUCAUCUCUGAACCGGACCUCCCAACGGGACACCCCCAGAGCCUCCUCCCCCAACCGAACCACCCAACAGGACACCCCCAGAGCCUCAUCUCCCAACCGGACCUCCCAAUGGGACACCCCCAGAGCCUCAUCUCCCAACCGAACCACCCAGCGGGACACCCCCAGGGCCUCAUCUCUGAACCGGACCUCCCAAUGGGACACCCCCAGAGCCUCCUCUCCCAACCGGACCUCCCAAAGGGACACCCCCAGGACCUUCUCUCCCAACCGGACCUCCCAACAGGACACCCCUAGAACUUCCUCUCCCAACCCCAGAACUUCCUCUCCCAACCGGACCUCCCAACGGGACACCCCCAGAACCUUCUCCCCCAACCGAACCACCCAACGGGACACCCCCAGAGCCUCAUCUCCCAACCGGACCUCCCAACGGGACACCCCCAGAGCCUCCUCUCCCAACCGGACCUCCCAACGGGACACCCCCAGAACCUUCUCCCCCAACCAAACCACCCAACGGGACACCCCCAGAGCCUCCUCCCCCAACCGAACCACCCAACAGGACACCCCCAGAGCCUCAUCUCCCAACCGGACCUCCCAACAGAACACCUCCAGAGCCUCUUCUACCCAACGGGACAACCCUAAAACCUCUUGUACUCAAAGGGAUAAUCCCAGAACUUCUCAUACCCAAAGGGACAAUCUGUUACCCUCUUCCUUUCGGCGAGACAACCUUGGGGCCUCCUCCCCUCAGUGCUGCACCCAGCAGGACAAUCCUGGACGAUCAUCUCCCCGUCGCUCCGCUCGGUGGAACAAUCCCCGGAAUUCUCCCCAUCGUACCAACAAGGAUAUCCCCUGGGCCUCCUUUCCCCUCCGGCCAACCCAGAGUGAAGGUCCCCGAACCUCUUCCCCACUUCGCUCCAAGCAAAGUGAGAUUCCCUGGGCAUCGAUCGCCCUGCGGCCAACUCAAAGUGACAGGCCCCAGACUCAGAGUAGACCGGCUCAGCGUGACCCGCUGUCCUCUGGCCCGAUGCAACACCACCCACCGUCCGGGGCCACUUCCUCCUCCCUUAACCCGGGCCACCACAGUGCCUCCCGUACUUCCUCGCCUCUGAACCCCGCUCCCCGCAGGUCAUCCCAGCCCUCUCUCGAGCCCUCCCCACCUCCCUGUGCCCUGUGCAUUGGGCACCGGGACGCCCCUAGAGCCUCUUCACCUCCUCGCUAUUUGCAACAUGACCCUUUCUCCUUCUUCCCAGACUCCCCUGCAUCUGAAGGUGAGUUGCCCCACCACGAUCCCCCCUACAUGCCCCCGGCUGUGUGCAUUGGGCACCGGGAUGCCCCCCGGGCUUCCUCACCUCCCCGCCACACUCAGUUUGACCCCUUCCCCUUCCUCCCAGGCACAUCAGUUACUGAGAACCAGUCCCCCCAGCACGACCCUCCUCAGGUCCCCCCACCUGUGUGUAUUGGGUACCGCGAUGCACCUCGGGCCUCCUCCCCACCACGCCAGGCCCCAGAGCCCUCCCUCUUGUUCCAGGAUCUCCCUAGGGCCAGCACCGAGAGCCUUGUCCCCUCCACAGACUCUCUGCAUGAGCCCCCCCACAUCCCCACCCCUGUGUGCAUUGGGCACCGCGAUGCACCAUCCUUCUCCUCCCCACCACGCCAGGCCCCUGAGCCCUCCCUCUUCUUCCAGGACCCCCCAGGGACUAGUAUGGAGAGCCUGGCCCCUUCCACUGACUCUCUGCAUGGCUCCCCAGUGCUGCCCCCGCAAGUCUGCAUUGGGCACCGGGAUGCACCGCGAGCCUCCUCCCCACCCCGCCAUCCCCACAGUGACCUAGCUCUCUUGGCCUCCUCACCUCCACCAGGCAGCACAGGGGGCUCCCGGGGCUCAGCACCCCCUGGGGAGACCAGGCACAACCUGGAGAGGGAGGAGUAUACCAUGCUGGCUGACCUGCCCCCACCCAGGAGGCUGGCGCAGAGGGAGCCAGGGCCCCAGCGCAGCAACGGGGGCCGCACCCGCAGCCCUGGCCGUGCAGAGGUGGAGCGCCUCUUCGGGCAAGAACGCAGGAAGUCCGAGGCACCGGGGGCCUUCCAGGCCUGGGAUGAGGGGCGGUCACAGCGGCCCGGCCAAGGUCAGAGCCAACUUCUCCGAAGACAGUCCAGCCCUGCCCUCAGCAGGGAGGUAACCAAGCUGCUUACAAAGCAGACAGAACCAGCCCAGCGGAGCAGAGCAGAGCCCUCUCACCCCAGGAGCCCCGAGAGGCAGCCUGAGGGGGACCGGCAGCUUCAGAGGCCCUCAUUGCCCUCAAGGACAUCACCCAGGACCCCUGAGAGGGAGCAGCAGACAGAGAGACUUCUGGAAAGUGGCCGGGUGGGCCCACGACAGCCUCUGCGGGGGUGGCAGAGUCAGGAGGAAACUCCAGGAUCCCGGGGCCCUGCCAGAUACCCGGAGAGAGGCUGGAGAAGCCAGGAGAGCCCAAGCCUGGGGGGCUGGCAAGAACUUGGGGAGCCCAGUCAGGGGGCUGCCAGAGCCUGGGAGGAAACCUGGAAGGGCCCUUCCAGGGAGUCUGAAGAGAACUGGGGGCAGCCAGGGGGCCCCACUUGCCUCAGGGGACAGUCAGAGGCCUGGGAAGGGCCCCUCAGUAAUGGGCUGCUGGAACCCCAAGACAGGCCAGCUCAGAGGGGCUGGGGCAGCCUGCAAGAGCUGUCCAGUCCUCAUCAGCCUAUGAGCUCCCCAGAGAAUUCCAGGGUGGGCCCUGCAGAGUUCUCACAGUCCUGGAGGUCUGAGACAUUCACUGCCAUGGGCCGGGGGGCCGAGGGAGAAUGCCCACACCUGCCUGGCACUGAGAGGCACCCUGAGCUUGACUGGAAGGACCUCCUGGGCCUUCUUGGAGCCCCCAGAGAGGGGGCUUUGGCUCCCAGGGAGGAGCCAACACUUGACUCCCAUCUUCCCAGGCUGGACUGGGAAGGCCUCCUGGAGCUUCUGCAGGCCCAGCUGCCCCGCAAGGACCCAGCUGGACACAGGGGUGGCCUGGGCACGGCUUCAGGGGCAGAACUGGGUUUCCCAGGCACAAAAGAUGCCCUGGAGCAGAAGCAACACAGCCAGCCCGAAGGCUGGGAGGAGACCAGCCCCCAGCAGUGGCCCCAGAGCUCAGCCCAGCCAUCCAGCCCUGCCUGCAUCUCCAUCCAGUGGCCAAAGACCAAAGUGACAAGUAGAGCAGAGACCUCCGCUAUGGCUGGUAUGGAGGACACAGGCCAGCUGGGGAGCAGUAGCCCUGCAGAGGGCCCCGGCUUGCCAGAGUGGGAGUUCCAAUCAGAGGAGCCUGAGGAGUUGGAACCAAGCAGAGGCCAAGACCCACUGACCGACCAGAAGCAGGCAGACUCGGUAGACAAGAGGCCAGCAGCAGGCAAGGCUGGGAGCCCACUCAAGGGCCGACUGGUGACCUCAUGGCGGAUGCCCGGGGACCGGCCCACGCUGUUCAAUCCGUUCCUGCUGUCCCUGGGGGUCCUCAGGUGGCAAAGGCCGGAUCUGCUCAACUUCAAGAAGGGAUGGAUGUCGAUCUUGGACGAGCCCGGAGAGGACCCCCUCCCCUGGCUCAUGGCCCCCUCUCCUUCACAGUGGAAGAAGCAUUGGUUUGUGCUGACUGAUUCAAGUCUCAAGUACUACAGGGACUCCACUGCUGAGGAGGCAGAUGAGCUGGAUGGUGAGAUCGACCUGCGGUCCUGCACCGACGUCACCGAGUAUGCAGUGCAGCGCAACUAUGGCUUCCAGAUCCACACCAAGGAUGCUGUCUACACCUUGUCGGCCAUGACCUCGGGCAUCCGGCGGAACUGGAUCGAGGCUCUGAGGAAAACUGUGCGUCCAACAUCUGCCCCAGAUGUCACCAAGCUCUCGGACUGCAAUAAGGAGAACACGCUGCACAGCUAUGGCACCCAGAGGGGCUCCCUGAAGUCAGGGGAGCCUCGGGUGGGCUCUGAGAUCAUUGGCCGGGGCGGCCCACGGAAGGUGGAUGGGCAGCGGCAGUCCCUGGACUACGUGGAGCUCUCACCGCUGACGCAGGGCUCCCCGCAGCGGGCCCGCACCCCAGCCCGCACUCCUGACCGCCCGGCCAAGCAGGAGGAGCUGGAGCGGGACCUGGCCCAGCGCUCUGAGGAGCGACGGAAGUGGUUCGAGGCCACGGACGGCAGGGCCAAGGAGACACCCGCUGGCGAGGGGCCACGCCGGGGCUUGGGUGCCCCCCUGACCGAGGACCAGCAGAGCCGGCUCAGUGAGGAGAUUGAGAAGAAGUGGCGGGAGCUGGAGAAGCUGCCCCUGCGGGAGAACAAGAGGGCACCUCUCACUGCCCUGCUCAACCAAAGCCGCGAGGCACACCGGGGGUCCCCAAGUGACAGCCACGAGGCGCUGGAGAAGGAGGUCCAGUCUCUUCGAGCCCAGCUGGAGGCAUGGCGUCUCCAAGGCGAGGCUCCUCAGGGUGCACCCAGGGCCCAGGAGGACAGCCACAUUCCCCCAGGAUACAUCUCACAGGAGGCAUGCGAGCGUAGCCUGGCAGAGAUGGAGUCCUCGCACCAGCAGGUGAUGGAGGAGCUGCAGCGGCACCACGAGCGGGAGCUGCAGCGGCUGCAGCAGGAGAAGGAGUGGCUCUUGGCUGAGGAGACGGCAGCCACAGCCUCAGCCAUCGAAGCCAUGAAGAAGGCCUACCAGGAGGAGCUGAGCCGAGAGCUGAGCAAGACUCGGAGUCUCCAGCAGGGCCCAGACGGCCUCCGGAGGCAGCACCAGUCAGACGUGGAGGCGCUGAAGCGGGAGCUGCAGGUGCUGUCAGAGCAGUACUCGCAGAAGUGCCUGGAGAUCGGGGCCCUGACACGGCAGGCCGAGGAGCGUGAGCACACACUGCGGCGCUGCCAGCAGGAGGGCCAGGAGCUGCUGCGCCACAACCAGGAGCUGCAUGCCCGCCUGUCAGAGGAGAUUGACCGGCUGCGUGGCUUCAUUGCCUCACAGGGCACAGGCGAUGGCUGUGGGCGCAGCAACGAGCGGAGCUCCUGUGAGCUGGAGGUGCUGCUGCGCGUGAAGGAGAACGAACUCCAGUACCUGAAGAAGGAGGUACAGUGCCUCCGGGAUGAGCUCCAGAAGCUGCAGAAGGACAAGCGCUUCACCUCGGGGAAGUACCAGGAUGUGUAUGUGGAGCUGAACCACAUCAAGACGCGGUCUGAGCGGGAGAUCGAGCAGCUGAAGGAGCACCUGCGCCUCGCCAUGGCUGCCCUGCAGGAGAGGGAGGCAGUUCACAGCAGCCUGGCCGAGUAGAGGUUCUCGUGGUCCAGUCCCACUGCAGACCCCCAGCCAAGGGACCAGUUGCCCUCCUUCCCUGCUGGAUGGACGUCAGGCACCAAGCUUUCUCCCCACCCUCUGUGCGCACGAGUGCGUGCACACACGCGCACACACACACACACACACACACACACACACUCUGCGUACCUGAGCGUGCCCCUCGCACUGGGUCUUACCUUGCACCUUCUUCAGGAUUUUAUAUGUGAAGAGAUUUUUAUAUAGAUUUUUUUCCUUUUUUUUCCCUCAAAACACUUUAUACUUUUUAAAAAGCAGUUCCUGGUGGCCAUGUGCCUCCAGCACUCACUCCCCCCUGUGUCUGGCUGGCCGCCUGCUUGGGCUUCUGGGCUGGUGGCCCUGCCCCAGGAGUCUGACCGAAGCCCAGAAGCACCCAUGGCAGGGCUGACUCCCGGGGGAGAGGCAGAGAGCCAGUCACCCUCUUCCUACCCUACCUCUCACUAACUACUUCCUGCCCUGGAGGGACCCACAUCCUGGGACUCUGGACAGAGGGACAGAUGGACAGAGGGAGCCAGCAGCUGUCCCCAGGACCCGGCCUCCUCUGCGGGGGUGCUGGGCAUGGCACUGCUGGAGCCGUCGUCCCAUGAAGGCCUUUCUGUCCUGCUCCAUGAGCCUUCUUAACUUAAUAAAAUGUCCCAGCAGC